ACCUAUGCGAAGCGUUUUAUUAAAUUACGACGUUUGGCGCCUCUUUAGCCUAAAGGUCAUGUGUCCGCUGGAUUUCAUUCACUGGACUGAUUACAGCGCCUAAACGCAAUUAAAACUUUAAAUUCGCCCGAGAAAACGUGAGCUAGCAGCAAAAGCGAAUGCGACAUGCGAUGCAUUUUUCUUUCUGAAACUCGUAUGAGCCCACCAGUGCUUAUUUCACUGCACACGAAACACCAGCAUCUGAAGGCUGGCACCUCCACGUAAUUGCUCUUUAUUACUUUUAAACUUAAAACCUUAUUUUAUUUUAAGCCCCCAGGAGUCUCCGCUCCCCCCCGUGGGCCUGAGGUAGGUUGAGCGGCGGGGUCACGAGUGUGCGUGGAGGUUGAAGGCGAAGAAGCUUGUGUCCGGCAUAUAUAGAUAAAGAUACGCCGCCUCCGACUGGCAGUGUGUUAAGAUGGUGACAGUAGCGAGGUCCCUGGUGGCCAAGCUGCUGGCCCCACUGUGGAGAAAGGCGGAGGAAGAGGAAGGUGAGGAAGGACUGAUCACUUCUGGCGUGGAGGAGAUCCGGCACCUCCACAGCGGAGUGGUGACGCGGCUGUGCCAGGACUACGGCCUGAUCGACGAGCUCGUGUGCUUCACGGCCGCCGAGGUGCUGGGCGGCCUGUCCGUGGGCGCUGGGGACCAGGUGCGCGCCGUCGCCGUGAGAGACCGCGCCGCGGGGGGCUGGAGGGCGCUGCAGGUGGAGCGGGUCACAGACUCCUGGGAGGAGGCCGGGGGCAAGACGGUCGAUUCCGAAACCAGUCCGCUCAAGUCUCUGAUUGGGAUGGUGACCUCAUGCGAGCGGGAGGGCGGGUUCAUCAAUCACACUACCUACUUCCCCCAGCAGGCGCUGUGCGAUGGGUUCAAGCCCGUGAAGGGAGAUUGGGUACAAGCUCAGUACUUCGUCAGCCAAACCCAGUGGGCAAGUCAGGCCAAGUCUGUUGCCCCACUGCGGUACCAUCGGAUAGACCAGGUGUCCGUGUCCAGUGUUCAUGGGCGUACUGGCGUGGUGGACGACAAGGUUUUCUUCACCUUGGACUCCCUCCUGUUGCCAGACCAGUACACGCCUGGCGCUGGCGACCUGGUCACUGUGGUGGUGGUGGAGAGCUCCCAGUCGAUGUACUGCUGGAGGGCCCUGUGCAUGGCGCCUAGCGACCGCAGCGCGUGUGCGAGGUCCCCGGUCCAGCCUGCUCCAGAGUGGGAGAACCAGAGCCUGCUGCUGAACAAGGGGGAUCUCGAGGUCGGCACCGACACGGACUUCGGCAGGCUGCUUCUGGGUCAGGGCAGGGCGCUGCAGGUCUGGAUAGAGAAUAAGGGCACAGAGACUCGGCACCUUCAGGGCUGCGAGUUCGCAGGCAGGGACCCUGAGGGCCAGUUCACGCUCUGCUUCCCCAGAGAAGAAACUGUGCCCCAGGAGAUGGAGACUCCAUCGCCCCCUAGUGGCCCCGUCCAUAUGGGACAUCUGCCCCAGCGCCAGGGCUUUCUCGGGGGCUACGGUCCCCUCCGCAGACCCUACCUGGGCUCGGUGCUCAGGCCGCCGUGCUCGAUCUCCGGAGGAGGGCAGUGCCCGUACCCGGUUCUCCGUCUCCCGGGCCCUCCAGGUGGUGGAGAGGGGGCAGCCCGGGAGGAGGUCGAAGGAGGGGGAGGGCCGCCUGCCCUGGACCAGGGGCCGGGGGGAAGGGUGUGUGAAAAGCUCAGCGCCGGUCCUGACGAGGCGGAGCCAGCGGGGACCACCAGGAGCGAGAUCGCGAUCCCUCCGGGACAGAGAGUGUGCGUUUCAGUGCGGUGCCAGGCCAGGAGCCUGGGCCGCUGUACGGAGAUCCUCCUGCUGCACUUCCCCGGUUUCACCAUCAAGAGGCGCCUGCAGGCCCGAGUCGGCAGCGUGGAGGAGAGUCUGCUGCAGCCGGCGUCGCCGUAUUGCCCUGCCCAGCCAGCGCUGAGAGCAAGGGGCGCCGAGACCCUCACUGUCCUGCCUGGACCUGCCCCGUCGCGGACCCUGAGGCGGCACCUGCCCAGUUUCCUGGGCCACUACCCGGUGCCUCAGCGGCUGCGGGACUGCGUGUGGGCGAGCGGCGACGUGCUGGUGGCGCACCCCGAGCUGGGGCAGCCCCUGUCCGUGGAGACCCUGCAGCCGCGGUUCUCGGUCCUGCUGUGGCUGGAGGAGCUGAAGGCGGAGAGGGAGCUGCAGGAGUUCGGCCUCGGAGGCGCCAUCCUCAGGAAGAGCGGCGAUCACCUGCAGCUGGAGGUGCCCGGCGUGGCCGAGGGGCGGCCCAGCGUCACCGUAGGAGACAAGGUCCUGCUGAAGAAGCUGCUGAGCGGGGGGGUCCAGGUGGAGUACAUUGCCUACGUCACGGAGAUCAGUGAGGAGGAGCUGACUCUCAGGGUGAACAGCGAUUUCCAGCGCAGUUACAUGGGAGAGCCGCUGGAUGUCGAGUUCACCUUCAACAGGCUGACAAUGCGCCGCUGUCAUUGUGCGCUGGAGCAGUCCAGACACCUGGGGGAGACAGUUCUUUUCCCCAGCAGUGUCGUGCUCCAGCCCCCCCAGUGGAAUGAAGAUUGGGAGGAGGAGGACCAAGGGACAUCCCAGAGCGAUGGACGAGAUGUCAGGAUGCUCCUCAUGGACAUGGUUUCCGUGGCGACUCAGACAAAGACAGACUCCCGUCCUCAGUCUCGCCCAGUGCCGAGCCCAGGCUGCUUCUUUAAUCCGGCCUUGAACCCCCAGCAACGGGAGGCGGUGAAGCGGAUCCUGGUGGGAGAGUGUCGCCCCAUGCCUUACAUCCUCUUCGGCCCCCCGGGAACUGGCAAGACAAUCACGCUUAUCGAGGCCAUCCUCCAGGUUCAUCACCGUCUCCCCUCCAGCAGGGUGUUGGUGUGCACGCCCUCGAACAGCGCAGCCGAUCUGCUCUGCACUCGACUGCACUACAGCGGCUUCCUGCAGGGCGGCAGCCUGGUGCGCCUCAACGCCACCUGCAGGCUAGAGGAGUCUGUCGCAGAGGUGUUGCGGUCCUAUUGCCGAGCCGGAGAGGAUGUGCGUCAGGCUGCGUUCCACCGUGUGGUGAUCUCCACCUGCUCGUCCGCCGGCAUGCUGUACCAGAUAGGACUGCGGGUGGGCCACUUCACUCACGUGUUUAUAGACGAGGCAGGCCAAGCCAGCGAACCGGAGAUCCUGAUCCCCCUCGGGCUGCUGUCGGAAAGGGACGGGCAGAUCGUUCUGGCGGGUGACCCCUGCCAGCUGGGCCCCGUGGUGAAGUCCCGGCUGGCCUCCGCUUUCGGGCUGGGGGUGUCUCUGCUGGAGCGGCUGAUGGAGCGCCCCCUGUACCUCCGGGAUGAGCAGCGUUAUGGGAAGGGUGCCGCCUACAACCCUCUGCUGGUGGGUCAAGCCUCGGGGGGCUCACAUUUCCGUUCUUGAUCAGUCAUGUCCGCUCAAAGACAA
Molecule: messenger RNA, 3472 nt
Organism: Lepisosteus oculatus (spotted gar)
Lineage: Eukaryota; Metazoa; Chordata; Actinopteri; Semionotiformes; Lepisosteidae
Source: RefSeq, a predicted model, not a curated record